Daldinia childiae is the source of this 1473-nucleotide messenger RNA. RefSeq names its product NAD/NADP-dependent betaine aldehyde dehydrogenase. The coding region runs from base 1 to 1473 and encodes 490 amino acids. The record is from RefSeq and is a predicted model, not a curated record. NCBI's taxonomy places the organism in Eukaryota, Fungi, Ascomycota, Sordariomycetes, Xylariales, Hypoxylaceae. The transcript has 6 exons. Gene Ontology annotation, molecular function: aldehyde dehydrogenase (NAD+) activity.
AUGGAGGGCAUCAUAUCUUUCGACAAGUUUUAUAACAUUGUCAACAAUUCGAGGGUGCUAGGUGAUAAGACAUAUCAUGGGAUCGAUCCAAGCACAGGAAAAACUCUUUGGGAGACUCCGGUAGCUACCGAGGAUGAUCUCGACAAAGCUGUAGCAGCCGCCAAUAGCGCUUUCAAGAAAUGGUCUUCGCUACAGCAGCACGAAAGAUCCCGGUUCAUGAGGGAUCUCGCUGAUGGCCUAGAGAAGCACAAGGAUGCGCUGACUGAAUUACUCGGUAAGGAGAGUGGUAAAUCGGUAUCCUUUGCGGAGUCGGAAGUUGUAAUGGGUAUCAAUACUAUGAGACGGCAUGCGGAUUGGUCAGUUCCCGACCAGCUCUUGAAAGAUACAGAGGACGUACGAAUCGUUGUCCAACAUGUACCUAUUGGCGUAGUUGCAGGAAUUACGCCGUGGAACUACCCCUUCCAGUUGGCCAUUCUGAAGGUGGCUCCGGCGCUAGCAACUGGUUGCACAGUCAUACUGAAACCUUCCCCUUUCACGCCUUAUACAUCCCUCAAGAUAGCCGAAAUCGCAGCUGAGGUUCUCCCGCCUGGCGUGGUACAGGCUCUAGGGGGUGAUGAUAACCUCGGCCCUUGGAUGACGAAACAUCCUGGAAUCCACAAGAUUUCGUUUACUGGGUCUACAGCUACCGGCAAGAAGAUUAUGGCUGUGGCAUCCGAAACAUUGAAAAGGGUUAACUUAGAGCUGGGUGGCAAUGAUGCAGCGGUAGUAACCGAGAACUUUGACGUCCAUGAGGCGGCACAGUUAGUAGCAAUGGCGACAUUUGCGCAUUCCGGUCAAAUCUGCAUGGCUACAAAGCGGAUUUACGUCCACGAGUCUGUCUACGAAGAGUUUAUGAAGCAUCUUGUAGAGAUUGUAAAAGGUUAUAAACCAGGCGAGGGAUUCUGCAGCCCAAUCCAGAACAAGAUGCAGUUCGAAAAAGUCAAGUCGAUCUACAACGAGUGCGAAGAGCAGGGGUUCAACUUUGCCGUUGGUGGCGGUAGCAAAGUGUCCGUGGACGACAACAGACCGGGGUAUUUCAUCGCACCGGCAAUCGUCACCAAUCCACCGGAAAAGUCGCGCAUCGUGCAGGAAGAGCCCUUUGGACCUAUUGUCCCGGUGCUAACCUGGCGCGACGAUAAAGAGGUGAUAGAACGCGUAAACGACACUCCCACGGGUCUAGGGGCCACGAUCUACUGCCGCGACGAGAAGCGUGCUUGGCAAAUUUCUGAAAGUCUUGAGACGGGAAGCGUCUGGGUCAAUAGCGGAUUGAAACUAGACCCUGUUGCGCUAUUCGGAGCGCACAAGCAGAGCGGUAUUGGCGGCGAGCUGGGGCCUCUCGGAUUGAAAUACUACACGAAUACGCGGACAAUCACGUACUGGAAGGAUGCGCCGAAGGGACCACAGGCAAAUGGCAACAAGGGCUUAUUUGCGUGA